GAACUGAUACUUGAGUUAUGGCGAAUUUGUAGAUACAUCUAUUACUAUUUUGCGUUCGAUAUUAUCAAUUUUGUAACUAAAAUAAUGCAAUAUUAACAAUCUCUUUGUAAUAUUAAUAUUAUAUCCAUUGUAAGAGAUAAAGUGCUGUGGUAUUGAUAUCAAUGAGACAAGCUGUUCAUAUUAGAAUCCAGUGUUGGGGUUCCAUGAACAGUUUUGAACCCAUAAAUUUAUCCACAUAACCAAAAUGAACAACUGUGGUACUGGAGUGGGUGGCGGAGUACCCCUUACAGUUGGAGCCUACGACACUAAAAUAGCAGGUCUAUAUGACCUGUUGGACACCCUUGGCUCUGGUCAUUUUGCUGUGGUUAAAUUAGCACGCCAUGUCUUCACUGGUGAAAAGGUUGCUGUGAAAGUCAUUGAUAAAAGUAAACUAGAUGAUGUCUCAAAAUCACAUUUGUUUCAAGAGGUUCGCUGCAUGAAACUAGUACAACAUCCAAAUGUAGUAAGGCUUUACGAAGUAAUUGACACACAGACAAAGUUGUAUUUGAUAUUGGAACUGGGAGAUGGAGGUGAUUUAUAUGAUUAUAUUAUGAGACAUGAAACUGGUCUCUCAGAAUCUCUUGCUCGUGAUUACUUCAGACAAAUAGUCCGUGCAAUCUCAUACUGCCACAGGUUACAUGUGGUGCACAGAGACUUGAAACCUGAAAAUGUAGUAUUUUUUGAAAAAUUAGGAGUAGUUAAAUUGACUGACUUUGGUUUUAGUAAUAAGUUCUGUCCUGGACAAAAACUGGAAACAUCCUGUGGAUCAUUAGCAUAUUCAGCCCCUGAAAUAUUGCUAGGUGAUUCGUAUGACGCCCCAGCAGUUGAUGUCUGGUCUCUUGGAGUGAUACUGUACAUGUUGGUGUGCGGACAGGCUCCGUUCCAAGAAGCUAACGACAGUGAAACACUGACAAUGAUUAUGGAUUGUAAAUACACUAUGCCAUCUCAUGUCACAAAUUCAUGUAAAAGGCUUAUUGGAAGAAUGCUAGUGAGGGAACCUGAGAAACGUGCCACGUUAGCUGAAAUUGCAACUGAUCCAUGGAUCACUGCUGGCGAAGGGAUCACUAUUGAAGACUUUGACACACCACUCGUUGCCAAACAAGACUUGACUGAAGAAGAUCGCGCUGCUAUCCUGCAGAAAAUGGUUAACGGUGCUAUUGCUACAAAGGAAGAUAUUUUAGAAGAAUUGGAGAAAAAUGAAUAUAACCACAUUACAGCUACAUAUUAUUUAUUGGCAGAAAGAAAACUGAGGUCUAAAAGACAAGAAGCCCGGCAGAGCGCUCGGCGGCCCGAAGUACUGGCCGUGUCGCGCACGUCGCGCGGUCUGCUCGCGCCGCCGCAGCUGUCGGCCGCGCCGCGCACGCCGCAGGAUGUGCCUCCGCGUUCGCGCAAGUGCAGUAUCGUGCGCGAGGAGGAGGACGACGAGGAGGGCCCCGUGGCGACGCCGGCCGCGCGUUCGGCCGACGCGCGCCGCGGGUCGCGCUCCGAGGGACGUCUCCACCUCGCUCGCCCCGCGCAGCUCGCCGACAACCUCACUAAGGUGAAUCUCGACGAAGGCGUGAGCGCGGUGGGUGUGGUGGGCGCAGUGGGCGUGGUGGGCGCGGUGGGCAUGGUGGGCGCGGUGAGUAGCGCGCCGACGCCGGCUGCCGACAGCACGCGGCGAGCGCCACCGGCCCCGGCGCCGGCGAGGCGGCAGCGCCUCGAGUGUCGACGGCGACGAGCGCGCGCUGGCUCCUGCUCCUCCUCGGACUUGUCGGACGAUGACUCGGAGAAGAAAAAGCGCGCCGGGGAGCAGACGCCGGCGCCGGGCGAGCGCGCGCGCCGCGACUCGCACGACGACUCCAGCGACAGCCAGGAGCGAGGCGCCGCGCACCGCCCCGCGCCCCGCCCGCCGCCCGCCGCGCCCGCGCACGGUGGAGGAACACCGAGCAGUAGUGGCGGCGGCGGCGGCGGGGGCGGUGCGGCGGGGGACGCUCGCGGCGGGGGUGCGGGCAGCGCGGGGGGACGCCGACGCCGCGCCGCACGCAAGGAGAGCCGUCUGCGGGAGUCACGCUCGCUAAACCGUAUCGCUGAGGUGGAGGAGGCGAGCGCGGCGCGGUGGGCGGGCGGCGGGCUGGUGGCGCUCUGCGGGCGCCCGCUGCUGCGUCUGCUGGCCGCCGCGCGCCCCGCGCCCUCCGCGCGCCGCCUGCACGGCCUGUGCUGACUGCGCCCGCUCGCCACACACGCCCCGACGAGCGCCGCCACACACGCCCCGACACCACAGGGCAGAUAAGCACGACUACUGUGUACUAUUACACAUGAAGUGCGUGUUUCUGACAGCUGUCACAAUAAACGGUUGACAUCACAUGUUAGCUCAGAUAUAACUCAUACACGGUGAUUUAGGCAGCGACAUAUGUAUGUGUCCAAUACAAGAAACCCUUUAGCAAUAUUAAAAAUGAGGUCAAGCUUAUUCACACACUAGCUAGUAAAAUUUAUGAAAAAAUUGGUUUAGGCGUUAAGUUGGUUAAAAAAUUUAAUUCUGUUACGAAACAGAAUUAAAUUUUUAAAGUUCAAUAACUUUAUACUUACGAAAGUAUAAAGUUAUUGAACUUUGACCUAGCUUCAGUGAACGCCAAUGAAUUAUUGGCGUUCUAUCGUAGAAAACAAACUUUGUGAAUCAGUAGUGAUAAAUUGGUUUCAAAGUCCACAUAUGCGUCCGCGCAAUUUUUUAAUUUAAGCCCCGCCUCCAAAUAGAGUAGGUUGGGGAUUGUUUAGACCAUAGCUUAAUUUAAAUAUUUUUUUUUACUAGUUACUGUAAAAAUCUUUAUUUAAUCAUGUAUUUCAAAUUUACCUUUUUAAAAUAUUUUUUUAUUAAAUUGGCCAAUUCUUUUAUGGUGUCUAAGUCACUGUGUAUAGUUUCGACGCACGACCCGACAAUCACUACUUAACUAUAUGGCUGUCAAAAUAAACAACCGACGUAACGUUCUAGCUUAAAAAUUAAUAUUGUUUUCUUAUUUAUUAAAACAUUAAAUUUAGCGCAUAAUUUAUUUUUAGUUGUAUAAUAAUAAGCAAUGAUAGUAAUAAACACGCUCCGACACACCAUGCGAAUUUAAUUCGACUGACGACCCAACUGUAUAGUCGGAUGCUUUUUUUAUGACGUCUCAGAAAUAAUAGUAGGGGAGCCCGGGAUGCUAAAUUUGCAGUUACUCGAGCGUCAUUGAGACCGAUUACAUUUGGUACAUUAAAUUAUAGGAAGAAUAAAUGGUUAUUUACAUUUUCCGCUUUUAGCGGUGGAAAAAAAAAACUACAGACUUUAAAAACAAUUUUUAUUACUUUGGCUUACUGAAAUUUUAAGAAAAUUUUAGCGAUUAAUUAGGAGAUUAUUUCCUUAAAAAUAAGUAAAAAAUUAAUCGCACUCGUACCUCGAGCACUAAAAUAUAAGGGUUUAAUUUUGUAACUUUGAAACCCUCCCAUUCCAUUACGUUACGCUCAAAUCGUCAGAUUUUCGAAAUGUGCAGUUUUUAGCUAUCAACUCACCUACCUUAUCUUAAUCUGACGUGCUGGUUGAGUAUUUAUGAAAUUAGUUUUUUUUUUGGUUGCCCUAAACGUACCCACCAAUAUUAAGGGCUCAUACUCGGUGGAGGUACUCGACAAAGUGUAAGGUAUAGUCCCUUAUGUUUAUCUGCCGCGCUCGAGUAACUGCAAAAAUCCCCUCUUCGGCUCCUCUACUAUAAGAAGCCUAUAGCUUAGCAACUUCGUUCGUAACUCUCCCGACAGGCCGCGCGGGCCGGGGGGCGUGUAGCGAUGAAUGAAAAACCGACGAUUGAUGCACCUCACUUUCCCGCACGCACGAUUUCACACCCGCGCAGUCUUUCCCCUCGUCGCCCGAAUAUCAUGGGAGUGUCAUCAACGAACUUGCCAGACUAUACGCGUAGGCCAUAC
Bicyclus anynana (squinting bush brown) is the source of this 3960-nucleotide messenger RNA. It is a transcript of the gene Snrk, whose product is annotated as SNF-related serine/threonine-protein kinase. Gene Ontology annotation, cellular component: cytoplasm. Gene Ontology annotation, molecular function: tau-protein kinase activity; protein serine/threonine kinase activity; ATP binding. Gene Ontology annotation, biological process: protein phosphorylation; intracellular signal transduction; microtubule cytoskeleton organization. The record is from RefSeq and is a predicted model, not a curated record. Lineage: Eukaryota; Metazoa; Arthropoda; Insecta; Lepidoptera; Nymphalidae. The transcript has 11 exons. The coding region runs from base 245 to 2242 and encodes 665 amino acids.